AUGUCUGGCAUGCCACCCGAUCAAUACGAACGUACCGAACCGCCCACGGAGUCAUACCGGUACCAGGGUGAGCAUCCGCAAUAUGGCACCGAGCCAACCCGGCGUCAGGAUACAACCCAGCGUCGGGAUGUCGAUAGGACUCCCAGGACGCAAGGCACCGACGUGCCGCCCAACACAUCGACCGGGUACGCCGAGAACCCUCCUCCCCGGCAGCGGAGCGGCUACGCGCAUUCCGACCCCCAGGAGCGCUCCGGCGGCGGCGGCGGCGGCCUGGGCAACGUGUCUGGUAUGGACUCGGGCCGGCGAGACGACGACAGCUACGGCGGCUCCUACGCGGGCAUGGGUCGUGAACAGGAGGUGGACAACCGCCCGCGCCAGCAGCAGAAAAGGAGGGACAGCCUGGUCGGGAAGAUCAUGGAGAAGACGGGUGGUGUUCUGGGCAACGCCAAGUUGCAGGAGAAGGGGCACGACAUGAGAGAGGCCAAGGCGAGGGGCGACGGCGGCGGCCAUGGUCAUGGACAUGGGCAUGAGGGCGGCGCUGGGGAGGGGACCGCGCCUGGUCGUGCCAGUGAACGUGAUCCGAGGGAUACUUCGCACACUGAUUGA
Emericellopsis atlantica is the source of this 606-nucleotide messenger RNA. RefSeq lists its product as uncharacterized. The coding region runs from base 1 to 606 and encodes 201 amino acids. Lineage: Eukaryota; Fungi; Ascomycota; Sordariomycetes; Hypocreales; Bionectriaceae. The transcript is spliced from 3 exons. The record is from RefSeq and is a predicted model, not a curated record.